AUGCAUCCCGUUAGUCUCGCGGGAUCACCCGCCGUUGAGCCCAAGGCGCGCACCAAAACCUCCAGUAGCAGCAGCAGCAGCGGCGGCGGAGGAAGCAGCGGUAGCGGGGGUUCAUCCGCGCUGGAUAAGCUCCGCGAGCUGCUGCGCGCAGCGGAGGCGGAGCUGGAAAAGGCGUGCGCGCGGACCGUAGAGACGGAGGAGGAGGCGCGCAGGGUGGCGGAACGCGCCAUAGAGAUUUCCGACGCCGCCGCUAAGGCGGAAGCCGCCGCGGAUGCCGCAAUGGCGCAGGUGGAGGCGGAGCUGGCGGAGGAAGCGCUGGCGCAGGAUGCGCUGCGGCAGGCUGACGUGGCGUUUCACGAGCAGGCGGAGGUGCUGGUGGCGGCGGAGGCGCAGCAACAGGCAGUGGAGGCGGGGAUAGCGGGGAUGGCGGAACAGGGGGUUAAGGAGGGGGAAAGCUUGCGGUCGGGCGUGGUUAGCUUAGUGCAGGAGGUGCGCGAGGAGCUGGCGCGGCGAGAGGCGGAGCUGAGAACGCGGACGGAGGCAGCCGCGCAAGCAACUGGAAGGCGGGUGAGGGCGCAGGAGGAGGCGUCCGCGCUGGUGGCAGCGGCGGGGGAGGCAAGGGCGCGCGCGGGGCAGGCGGAGGAGGAGGUGGGGGAGCGCAUGGGCGUGGCGGAGAGGGCGGUGGCGUUCGAGCUGGAGGCGACUCAGAGCGUGGCGGAGGCCGCCAAGGCGCUGGCGAGGGCGGAGAAACUGGUUACUGAUAUCGCCAAGGCGGAGGCGGAGGCAGCAAAGCUAGCCGCGGAGAAGGCGACGCUGCUGGCAAGCGAAGUGGCGGGGGUGUCAGCAGCACUGCGCGCCACUGUGAAGGGCGGACGGGCCGCUGCUGGCAUGCCCACCACUGACUCCGAUAGCGACUCCGACAGGGACUCUGACAAGGACUCUGAUAGGGAGGCUGGUAGGGAUGCGGAUAGGGAAGUGGCUAGUGAGUUUAGCAGUGAGUCUAAUCCGGAGGGGGUGAAUGUGAAGGAAGGGGAGGAGAAGGCGAUUUUGGGGGUGGUUGUUGCAGAGACGGUGGGGAAGGCAGAGGGAAAGGGGAAGAAGGGGGCGAAGGCUGGAGGGGAGGAGGGGGCAGUGGCGGAUGGAGGGCGGACUGCGGUGGUCAGUGAGGGAGAGAAGGACGCGAGGAAGGAUGGAGUGACGGACGGGGUGAAGGGAAGAGGGGAGGCUGAUCUGGGACCCAGCGGCCUGGCAGGCACGGGUGCUGCAGAUGUGAUUAAGGGCGAUGGGGGGGAGGCCGGAAGCGAGGAGGAGGAGGUGGAGGAACUAACAGCUGUUGCCACAUCCGCUUCAGCAGUCCCCGGCUCAGAUGAAGCCACUGCCACUCCUCCUGCUGGCCCCUCCUCCGCUCCAUCUUCCAAGUCACCCUCCUCCUCUUCGUCCUCCUCUUCCUCCUCUUCCUCCUCCUCUGCAUCACCCACCAAAAAGUCAUCCCAGUUCUUCUCAGCGUCCUUCUUCUCAGCGGACGGGCACGAGGUGGAGGAUGCACUCAAGUGGGUGCGAUCCGCACUGCCCCCGCUGCUGCGACACCUGCCCAAGCUGCUGCUCGCCCUCACCGUGCUCCUCCUCGGGUCAGUGCCGCCUGCCACUCCCAGAGUGCUGCGUGCUGCUCCCAAAGUUAUGCGGCAUGCCUGCCUGCUUCUCUACUUCCUGACCAAUACACCUCUCGGCUUUGCGCUCAAAGCGCGCAUGGCGCACAGGGCAGGGGGGCACGCGCCCCCCGCCACAGUCGUACAGAUGGAAGCCAUGCAGGGAGGGGGACUGGCUGGGCCUGCAGGGGACGCUGCCACGCACCCAGCAGCAGCAGGGUGGGCGGCGGGGCAGCAGCAGCAGGUGCAGGGGCCGGUUGCUACAGGUAACCCGGUGGUGUCUGCAGUGCAGGCAGCUGUGGGGCGGGCCAAGGCGCUCAUUGACAAACUGCCCCGACACGAGCUGAGAGCCCUGCCUGUGCCUGGUUUUCCAACUCCAUCACUCACUGUUCCUCGCUGCUUUCCUGCCAAGCCUCUGCCCUCUCCCUGUGUGCUCAUCCGCCCACUCCCAUCGUUCCUCCUCUCUCCCUUCCCGUACCCCCUCCCGCACCAGCCGAACGAGGAGGAGACACAGCUGUUUGACGUGCUGUGGCUGCUGCUCGCCAGUGUCGUCUUCGUCCCCAUCUUCCAGAAGCUACCCGGAGGUACUCUCGCUCCCACUCACCAUGCCAUGCUGCUGCCUUGCCAUGCUGCUGAGAUUUCUCAAACGCCUGCUGGGCGCCCAUGUGCGUGCAUUGCAUGCAUGGCACCAAGGCUUAUUACUCCCUGUGCGCUCACUCCCUCGCACCUCCUUCCCCAUGUCUGUUGUCCUGUCACCGUCACCACAGGCAGCCCCGUGCUGGGGUACUUGGCAGCGGGGGCGCUCAUCGGCCCGUACGCACUCUCCAUCAUAAAGCACGUGCACGGCACUAAGGCACUGGCAGAGUUUGGCGUGGUCUUCCUCAUGUUCAACAUUGGCCUCGAGCUGUCUCUGGAGCGCCUCCGCUCCAUGCGCAAAUACGUCUUUGGACUCGGCUCAGCUCAGGUGUUGGUGUCAGCGCUGGCGAUAGGGCUGUGUGUGCUGGCAGUGGCGCGUGUGUCGGGCCCAGCAGCCAUUGUCAUUGGCAACGGCCUUGCCCUCUCCUCCACCGCCGUUGUCCUCCAGGUGGGUGGGUCUCUGCUGUUGUGCCUCAGCUGGGUCUCUGCUACAUGCUUUAUUUUCACACUUGAAAGAGCCAGUCUACAUGCUUGCAACCCCACCCCACGGCCCACCCAUUCCUCCACCCUUCACACCGCAUCCAACCGCCUCCUCCCUCUGCUCCUCUUUGCCGCCCGUCAGGUGCUGCAAGAGCGAGGGGAGAGCACGUCGCGCCAUGGGCGAGCCACCUUCUCCGUGCUGCUCUUCCAGGAUCUAGCAGUGGUGGUGUUGCUCAUCCUCAUUCCGCUUCUCUCCCCCAACUCCACCGGAGGGGGCGUGGGGUUCAGGGCGAUAGCGGAGGCGCUGGGGGUGGCGGCAGUGAAGGCUGUCAUCGCCAUUGCAGGCAUCAUUGCCGGCGGCCGACUGGUGCGUGCUGCGGAUGGGCGCAUGGCGGAGAAUCACAACGCAGAGAUCUUGAUCCCAUGCCGGCCCUCUCACCCUUUUUCACCCCCUCUCACCCCUUCUCACCGCCUCACACCCCUGCUCCCUUCCUCAGCUGCUGCGCCCCAUCUGCUGCGCCCCAUGUACCGCAGCAUGGCGGAGAACCACAACGCGGAGAUCUUUGCCGCCAACACGCUGCUCGUGGUGCUCGGCACCUCCGUGCUCACCGCCCGGGUGAGGGGAUGUGGUUGCAAGGGUGACGGGAGGGGGAGGGAGAGAGAGAGGGUGAGGCAUGUUGGGGAAGCUGCCAACACGCUGCUCGUGGUGCUCGGUACCUCCGUGCUCACUGCCCGGGUGAGGAUGGUGGGGUGGGGAGGGCGGGAGGGCGGGAGGGCGAAGGGGGAAGGGAGGGGAGGGCGGGAGGGUGAGGCGUUCUGGGGGUAUAGGGGGGAAUGCCAACACACUGCUCGUGGUGCUGGGUACCUCCGUGCUCACUGCCCGAGUAAGAGGGGGAUGGGUGCGGUGCCGGGCAUGAGGGCGGGGCUGUCCAUGGCGCUGGGAGCGUUCCUCGCAGGCCUGCUGCUCUCAGAGACCGAGUUCGCCCUGCAGGUGGAGUCAGACAUGAACCCGUACCGCGGGCUGCUACUAGGGCUCUUCUUCAUGACUGUGGGCAUGUCAAUCGACCCCAAGCUGCUGGUGGCGCGUUUCCCCCUCAUCCUGGCAGCCCUCGCGGUGCUCAUAGCGGGCAAGACCGCACUGCUGGCGGGCAUGGGGCGCCUCUUCGGCCUCUCGCCCGUUGCUGCUGUGCGCACGGGCCUGCUGCUCGCCCCUGGCGGGGAGUUCGCGUUCGUCGCCUUUGGGGAGGCUGUCAGCAAGGGCAUCAUGAGCGCACAACUCUGUUCGCUGCUGUUCAUAGUGGUGGGGCUGAGCAUGGCCAUCACGCCAUGGCUCGCCUAUUCCUGUCCCCAUCUCAACCCCCUUCCCAUUCCCCUCCCGCACCUUCCACCAACAGGGCAUAAUGAGCGCACAACUCUGUUCGCUGCUGUUCAUAGUGGUGGGGCUCAGCAUGGCCAUCACGCCAUGGCUCGCCUAUUCCUGUCCCCAUCUCAACCCCCUUCCCAUUCCCCUCCCGCACCUUCCACCAACAGGGCAUAA
Messenger RNA from Closterium sp. Naga37s-1, 4299 nucleotides. The record is from the annotation of a GenBank genome assembly. NCBI's taxonomy places the organism in Eukaryota, Viridiplantae, Streptophyta, Zygnematophyceae, Desmidiales, Closteriaceae.